Messenger RNA from Adelges cooleyi (spruce gall adelgid), 1252 nucleotides. RefSeq lists its product as uncharacterized. The record is from RefSeq and is a predicted model, not a curated record. The transcript has 3 exons. Lineage: Eukaryota; Metazoa; Arthropoda; Insecta; Hemiptera; Adelgidae. Bases 214 to 1167 code for a protein of 317 amino acids. Gene Ontology annotation, cellular component: nucleus; transcription regulator complex. Gene Ontology annotation, biological process: regulation of transcription by RNA polymerase II.
AAUUUGUAUACAUUUUUCUUUUAAGUAUUUAAAAAUAUCAAUCUUUCAAAUUCAUUCAUUCAUGAAGCAUGAGAUCCUAUACAGGCUACAGCGCACAAAGUAUCCUUUGCGAACACCUGCAGAUUCCUUUUUGGAAGUUUGUAUUGGCAUUCGUUCGCUGAAAUUAACAUUGUUCUUUUACACAUUCGUAACUCACGUUGUUAAUGCACCAUUAUGAACGCCGAAUUUAACACGGAAUUGUUAAUUUCUCUAGUAGAAUAUAGACCUAUCUUAUGGGACAAGGCCCAUAUCUUUUAUAAAGAUAAAACAGGAGCAAAGAAAGCCUGGAGAGAAGUCUGUACAGAGUUGAAUUCGGAUUUUGCGAAAUUACAAGAUGAAGACAAAAAUAGAUUUAUUAAAGAAGUAAUGAAAAAAUGGAGCAGCGUACGAGACAACUUUUUACAAUUUUGUAAAAAAGAAAAUGAAAACAAACAAAAUUAUGCUGGGGGUUCUAUAAAAAGGAAGUACGUUUACGGCGAUCAACUGAAGUUUUUGAAAACAUUUUUCACUUCAAGGGAUCUAGAAGAUAAUAUUGCAAAAGACGGAGGUAGGGAAAAAGUAUACACUUCAAGGGAUGUAGAGACAAAUAUUGCAAAAGACGAAGACAGGAAAAAAUUAUACACUUCAAGGGAUGUAGAAGCAAAUAUUGCAAAAGACGAAGAUAGGGAAAAAGAUAGGUCGGAAACCGAAGGUGACAUUGACACACAGAUCGCAACAAAGGCUCAAACCAGAAGUGCUGGCCAGAAUUUGGGUUGUCCUACCAAAAAACGUCAGAAGUCCGAGACAUCAGAGCUGAAGGCGUUGAAAGCCACAGAAGAUGCUCAGCGAAACAGAAUCUCAUAUUUCAUGAACAGUGUGAUGCCAACGUUGGAAAAGUUUGAUGAACACGAAGUCCUGAAGUUCCAAACAGGGGUGUUACAUCAAAUCACACAAAUACAUGAACAAAGACGAAGAUGCUCUAACCCUCCUUCAGAUCCUCAGCCUGCGACAUCAACACAACCCCAAAUUUGCGUUUUGCCCCCGCAAAACUUCCAGUACUAUCAAAAUUUUGGGUAUCCCACCAGUUCAAAUUCCAUUGUAAUGUUGAAUCGACCUAUGGAAACCAACCCAAUCUACUUUAUACCUUAACACCACAAUUGAUUUUUCGACCCUGAGGCCAAUUUUUUCACUUAACGAGUUUAUAUUGUAAGAUGUCACAUAAAGCAACUUAAAA